This is a messenger RNA of Pelobates fuscus (common spadefoot toad), 915 nucleotides long. RefSeq lists its product as uncharacterized. NCBI's taxonomy places the organism in Eukaryota, Metazoa, Chordata, Amphibia, Anura, Pelobatidae. The record is from RefSeq and is a predicted model, not a curated record. The transcript has 4 exons. The coding region runs from base 45 to 692 and encodes 215 amino acids.
GCCAGGUCCUGCUCCUGUACUGCAAGACACUUGAAAAUCACACAAUGAGAUUCUGUUCUUUUAUUCUGCUGCAUUCAGUCUGCUUUCUAGGUAUAUCCACAAAGGGCAGGGAUAUAAUGAAACAACGAUCUAACCUGCUGCCUUGCCAUGGAGAACAAGUAGCUCUACUCUCUGAUGGUCUUCUCCAGCUCGGAUCUGGAUUGAAGAGAGAAGCUGUCCAUACAGAAGAGCGUAUUUCCAGGAUUUUGAAACAAAUUGAUCUAUUCAAUAUAUCUCUUGAAAACAUAUUUAAUGAUGUUUUCCAAACUGCUAAACUCGGGCAAGAUCUUGAAACAAAAACUAGAGUCUUUCUUCUUAAUGAUACAAUGUGCCAGACUGUGGCUGAAUUGAAAAAAGAGGUGGCUAUGAUAAAGGUACUUGGAGCAUCCCUGGAGGGCAAGAUUAAACCUUUGGAAAAGAAGAUUAGGAAGGCUGUGAACAAUCACAACAAGAACGAUUUGUUUCCAACCAUGUCAACUAUUUUGUCUUCAAUCGAAAACCAAAACACACAAAUUGAAGAGCUGAUUCUAGUGGUCAACAUCCAUCAGGACAAGAUUAACAUGCAAGAGCAGCAGAUUGAGACCUUAUUAAAGAUGGUUGAGUCAAGAAGCAUAAAGAAAAAGUCUAAACGAAUAAGAGAUGCUCUCAAAUAAACCUAUAUUUUGCUCCUUGCCAAACAUUUUUUCCAUUAAAGAAGAUUCACAAGUGCUCUUUCGCUAUACCAUGCUGUCAACUCUACCUCCAAACAAAAGCAUCUUGGGACUAAGAAAAGUAUGACUGGCUGACCAGCUGACUUGAGUUUGCACAGCUUGUGUGAUAUUUAGCCAAUGUGGCCCUUGUCAUAAAAAAUGCUUAAAAACUGAGCCCUAGUCAUAA